GUCUUGCUUCUACUUUUCGACGCAUAAGACUCAUUUAUUGGCUACUUUUUGAUUUGAUAACAUCUGCGACAUAAUCCCAUUUUUGUAUUUCCAUAUAACUUCAAUUUUUUUAAAAUGUGGUAACCAUGUUUUCAAAGCAUUUCACAUAAAAACAUAAAAAUAUUCUCGCCGCGUGGUCUGAAUUUUUGGAUUAAUUCGGUUAAUCAGAUAUCUCUGUAAAGCAUAGAAAAAUCGAUAUGGGAUUUGGUCGAGGAGGUGGUGGUGGUCAAAGACGUGGUGGUGGCGGACGUGGUGGUGGACGUGGUGGCGGUGGAGGCGGGGCCUUUCGCUCUAAUCGUGGAGGUGGAGGCGGCCGAGGUUUCCGUGACAAUAAUUUUCAACAAGGACCGCCAGAACGCAUCGUGCCCUUAGGCCAUUUCAGUUACAGUUGUCAAGAUGAUCUCGUUGUUAAAGUUGAUAUUCAAGAUGUGCCUUACUUCAGUGCACCCAUUUACCUAGAAAACAAAGAAGCUAUUGGUAAAAUUGAUGAAAUCUUCGGUACCAUCAGAGAUUAUUCUGUAUCUGUGAAAUUAUCGGAUAAUAUGAAAGCCAGCAGUUUUAAAAGCAAUCAACAGCUGUUCAUUGAACCAACAAAAUUAUUGCCAAUAGCUAGAUUUUUGCCUAAAGCUCCGCAACCCAAAGGUCCGAAAAAAAAAGGUCCUCCAGGAGGAGUUAAAAAUCAGAAUGGCGGGCGUGGUGGCUUUGGUGGGCGCGGUAGGGGUGGCGGUGGCGGUGGUGGGGGACGCGGUUUUUCUAGAGGUGGCCGCGGUGGUGGUGGCGGAAAUAACAAAUCUGGCCGGGGUGGUCGUGGUGGUGGUGGAGGAGGUGGUGGAGGUGGAGGACAUAGGAGAUGGUAGUAGACAUUAAUAUUUCAAACUAAAACUUUAAAAUGUAAUUUAAGCUAAAAUGGAUAUUCCUUUAGUGACUUUUGUGUAAUGAAUAAUAUAACGCUUUAGAAAAUAUAAUAAUCCCAAAUCACAUUCUUAAGAUCAUUUUUUAAUGAAACAGAUGUCAAUCAUCAUUGUAAAAGAUCACAAAGAUUUUAGCUUUAGACCAAAUAUUUUACGCAAAUGUGGAAUCUGUAGGAGUUAAAAUCGAGAUGGCAAGGGAAAGUGCUAACCUCCCUCAUUGCGCAGAUACCAGAAUUGGAACUCUUUCUUAAGUAAUACCUGCCAGUUAAAAAUCGAGGAUAGAAAUCAAAAAUGUGUCCCUUUCCAAAGCUGCUUUGAGAAACAUACUCAGCGCUCUG
Molecule: messenger RNA, 1288 nt
Organism: Glossina fuscipes
Lineage: Eukaryota; Metazoa; Arthropoda; Insecta; Diptera; Glossinidae
Gene: Gar1
Product: probable H/ACA ribonucleoprotein complex subunit 1
Exons: 1
Coding region: 237-896 (219 amino acids)
Biological process (GO): snoRNA guided rRNA pseudouridine synthesis; ribosome biogenesis
Cellular component (GO): box H/ACA snoRNP complex
Molecular function (GO): box H/ACA snoRNA binding
Source: RefSeq, a predicted model, not a curated record